AUGCCGAUUUGCCCAACCCAGCCGGUGGGCAGCGGCCAGCUGGCUUCUCCUGCCCCAUUUGAAGCAAUUAAGCAACAUGUAAGAUGUCAGAAAUGCUUGGAAUUUGGACAUUGGACUUAUGAAUGCACUGGAAAAAUAAAGUACCUACAUAGGCCUUCAAGAACAGCAGAACUAAAGAAAGCUUUAAAAGAAAAAGAAAACAGAUUGUUAUUACAACAAAGCAUUGGAGAAGCUAAUGUAGAAAGAAAGACCAAGAAGAAAAGGUCUAAGAGUGUAACCAGUUCCAGUAGCAAUAGCAGCGACAGUUCAGCCAGUGAUUCUUCAUCAGAGAGUGAAGAGACAUCUACCUCAUCUUCCUCAGAGGACAGUGACUCUGAUGAAAGCUCCUCCAGUUCAUCGUCUUCUGCUUCCUCCACAAGCUCCUCCUCAUCCUCUGAUUCAGACUCAGAUUCCAGCUCUUCCAGUAGUAGCAGCACCAGCACAGAUAGUAGUUCUGAUGAUGAACCACCAAAGAAGAAGAAAAAGAAAUAGAAUUGCUCCAUCCAUAUUGGACUAAUGGACUGAAAACAUUAAUGUGAUUCUCAGAAGGGAAUUCAGAAUGUGUUAUGGCCAAAUAGGUUAACUGGCCAACAUUUCUAGAGUUCAGGAGUUUCUAAAUGUUUUACAUUGUAAGAGCAUAAAAAGUAUUAAUAAUGGAUUAUAUAUAUAUAUAUAUAUACACACACACAUAUAUAUAUAUAUAAAGACUUUUUUAUUUUAGGGGUGAAUCUUGUUUUUCUUUUUUAUCUUUAAAAUAUAUCUCUAAAAUUAAUCAAAGCUGAAAUCUAGUAAAUCUGUUUUUGUGAUGAAACCUAUCUUUUCUCCCUGUGAAAUAAAUGCCAUACUCUGUUCCAUGUUAGUGCUGUGUAUCAGACAUUUUUCAGGACAAAGCAUCAUAAUACCUGGCAGUGAAUUUCUAAUGCUUUUGGCUGUAUGUUAUUAUGUGAGAUUUAAUACAUUAGAAACUUAGGAGUUUUCCUACUGUUACUAAAUGUGCUCUAUUUUUGUGUUUAUUUUUGGAAAGUUGUUCUGACUUCUUGUCCUAAAUGAAAAGUUCAAGAAACCUGUUAAUAAAUUUAUACCUUUUGGAUGGUACAAGUUUCAGGUUACUGUGUUUUAUCAUUCAUUUUCUUCUGGUUCUUAGAGUUACCCUUUUCUUAGGAAAGUGAUUCUAGAGGAACUUAAAAAAGAGCAAAAAUUCUGAAACUACAUAGGAGUGUAGUCUUGGUGCCUUUGGAUAAAUUCAAUGUGUCAGAAAAGAAAACAGUCAUUUAAAAAGCUAACUUAUGUAAAAGGGAUAUAAAUACUUUUGUGUGUCAAUACGCUAUAAAAGAUACCAUUCAAAGGGGUAGGAGGAAGAGAUGUAGUUUUUACAGAAAAUUAGAGUGAUGUUGGCUGCCUUUUACUAAAUUUUUUUAUAAAGUUUUCAUAAAGAUUGCCUUUUACCAUUUUGCAAUGUGGUAUGACUGUUUAUAUGGUAACUCAUCAUAUAUGAGUCUACUGCAUAAAUAUGAGUGACUUGGAUUAAUCUAGUGUGUUUACAUAGUAUAUACACAGUUGAAAUCUAGCAUGAAAGUUUAAAA
This is a messenger RNA of Cervus elaphus (red deer), 1622 nucleotides long. RefSeq names its product zinc finger CCHC domain-containing protein 10-like. The record is from RefSeq and is a predicted model, not a curated record. The transcript has 2 exons. Gene Ontology annotation, molecular function: zinc ion binding; nucleic acid binding. Lineage: Eukaryota; Metazoa; Chordata; Mammalia; Artiodactyla; Cervidae. The coding region runs from base 1 to 531 and encodes 176 amino acids.